AUGGCAAGUACAGCCUCCGCACCGGGCUACGUCCGGUUCACCGGCCACCGGCACCUCACGCAGCGACUCGUCCUGUCGACGCUCACCGGCAAGCCGGUCCACAUCUCGGGCAUCCGCAGCUCGUCGCCGACGGCGCCCGGGCUCGCCCCGCACGAGAUCUCCUUCCUCCGCCUCCUCGAGACCGUCACCAACGGCAGCUCCAUCCAGAUCUCGUACACGGGUACCACCAUGACGUACCACCCGGGUCUAAUCACGGGCAGCGUGCCGGGCGCCGGCGCCGCCGUCAACGGGGACUCGAUCGAAUUUUCCCUGCCCGAGACGAACCGCCGCGGCAUAACCUACUACCUCAUCCCCAUCGCCAUGCUGGCGCCCUUCUCCAAGGCGCACGUCAACAUUCGCUUCUCCGGUCCCGGCGUAAUCACCGCCGCCACCGAGCUGGGCGACAUGUCGGUCGAUUCGUUCCGCCUGGCCAUCCUCCCGCUCUACGGCCUGUUCGGCAUCCCACCCGCGCGCAUCGACAUCCUGGUCCGCCAGCGGUCGUGUGCCGGCUACGGCGACAGGAGAGGCGGCGGCGUCGUCGAGCUGCGCUUCGCCAGCCAGGUUCGCCUGCCCAAGACGCUGCACAUGAACCGGACCCCCGGCAGGAUAAGGAGGAUUGGUGGCGUCGCCUACUCGACCGGCGUCUCGGCUUCCAACAACAAGAGGAUGAUACACGCCGCCAGGGGGGUGCUGAACGCGCUUACGGGCGAGAUCAAGAUCGGCGAGGCGCCGCCGGGCAAGGACGACGCCAAGAACAAGAUUGGCAUUGGCUUCGGACUGAGCUUGGUGGCCGAGUCGAGCGUCCCGGGUGUCGUCUAUUCGGCCGACGUCGUGUCCCCUGCGAGGGGAGGCGCAUUGCCAGAGGAUUUGGGGGCGCAAUGCGCGCAUCAGCUUCUCGAGGCCAUCGCCAAGGGUGGAUGCGUGAGUUGGGCGGCUGCACGCUCUGUGUUGACCCUGAUGGCGAUGGGGUCGGAGGAUGUCGGCCGGUUAAGGAUAGGCAAGGACGUGGUGGAUGAAGACACGAUCGGUCUCGCGAGGGAUCUGCGAAAAUUCGGUGCUAGCAGUUGGGGUUUGAGGGCAGUGGACGAUGAUGACACCGACGACAUGUUAAUCUCGGUCAAGGGCACCGGCGUCGGCAAUGUUGGACGCAAGAUAGCAUGA
Molecule: messenger RNA, 1200 nt
Organism: Pyricularia grisea
Lineage: Eukaryota; Fungi; Ascomycota; Sordariomycetes; Magnaporthales; Pyriculariaceae
Exons: 1
Coding region: 1-1200 (399 amino acids)
Biological process (GO): ribosome biogenesis; endonucleolytic cleavage of tricistronic rRNA transcript (SSU-rRNA, 5.8S rRNA, LSU-rRNA)
Cellular component (GO): nucleolus
Molecular function (GO): RNA endonuclease activity
Source: RefSeq, a predicted model, not a curated record